This is a messenger RNA of Cryptomeria japonica (Japanese cedar), 1522 nucleotides long. RefSeq lists its product as uncharacterized. The record is from RefSeq and is a predicted model, not a curated record. NCBI's taxonomy places the organism in Eukaryota, Viridiplantae, Streptophyta, Pinopsida, Cupressales, Cupressaceae. Bases 689 to 1237 code for a protein of 182 amino acids. The transcript has 4 exons.
AAUUCAAUUACAUGAUGCUUUUAUCGGGAUUCAAUCGCCCUGCUCCACUGUAAUAUUCCUUCUGUUGAUUGGGAUUGCGACAAAUGUACCCGCCUGUUGCGUCUAUAGGAGGGAUGCGAAGCUUUCAUCGCAACAAAACAAUUUACCCAAACAGUAGACGUGGAAAACGAGGGACCAAUUAAUCUUGUGCUACGAGGAGUGAUGAGCAGUACUGAAAACAACUGUUGCUGGGCAAAAUUGUAACCGUAUGUGACAGAUCACGUUCAGUGGAAGAAUAGAAUAGAAUAGGGUGAGGGUGAGGGUGAGCAGCACAGGAGGAGGAUGAUGGACCAGUUUGCCAAUUCAAGCCAACCACUUUACACGCCAAAACCUUCUCCGUCGCAUUUUCCACCCCAUCACAUUAAAUUACUUGAGAAUUUUUCCAAUGGAAUGGCAUUGUCAUCUUUCGUCUUUCAUCUUCAUCCUUAUCCGCUCUUUCUUUGUUUCCGUCUACUGCCUCCUGUCUGUUACUGUUUAUUCCAUUACCUUGGCCCCCUCUUUAUUGCCUGGCCAUUUUCGCCGCUAACCCAGCUGGCACAAAGUACGAAUCUCUGUUAACUAGGGGUUUCGAUCUUGGGUUCUCUGCCUUUUUUCGAGAAGCCUUUGUGAAGCCUGGUUCUAUUAUCUGCGAUCUUGGUGACCUGGAAGGAUGUCCAGAAAGCUCAAGGCGGGCGGCUCUCCGCUUUCCAACGACAUGGAUGUGAAGCAUGCGACCCUUAUGCGGGACUAUCUUCAACUGCAGCAUGAGUUUGAUACGUUGAAGGAUCGAAUAAGCGCAGCUCAGGCGAGAAAGGCGACUGUGUUUGCAGAAGUGAGAUUCUUGAGAAGAAGGCUUAAGAAGCUCAAGGAGUCCCCUUCGAAUAGUAAAGAUAAAUAUUCAGCCUCUCCAAUUUCGCACUACCCUUCCUCAACGGCCUAUGGCGGAAAAUCUACUUCCGGGGCAUUUGCGCCAGAACCUGCUUCUCGGUCUCCUAAAAAUAAUUUGCUGGGUACAAUGGAAAUUCCUGUCUCUUGGGAACCUCUCAGGACCAAAUAUCCCGACGAAGUCACCAAAAAGAAGCCAGUCAGUAGCAACGUUGAAUUGCUCAGUGCUCUCAAGACGUCUGAAUUGAGGAAUAGAUCAAAUAUGUUUGCCACAGCGUUGCCAGGAAAGAGGAAAAUCUCGUGGCAAGAUCAGAUUUCUUUGGAGUGUAACUGAGCACUUCAUUUGAUUUGUUUUGUUAUCAUUUUAUGGUCUCUCAAACCAAGAAAUUAUUUCCUCUCUGUUUACCAAAAUCUUCGUUAUACUUCUAAGCUGACUGGAUUGUAGAUUUCUGUUCUACACAAAGGCCAGUUGUAGAGGCAAUUCCGUUGUAUUCUUCAAUCAGUAGCUGGUUAUGUAUAUAUAGGUUGUGAUUUAUUUCUAAAACUGUAUGAAUUGAAUCUUUGAUUACCAAAAGACACUUCAAUUUCAUGGAAAAAAUGCAAUUGGUAUUCUGUUGAA